This is a messenger RNA of Thunnus maccoyii (southern bluefin tuna), 4628 nucleotides long. RefSeq names its product dipeptidyl aminopeptidase-like protein 6. Gene Ontology annotation, molecular function: serine-type peptidase activity; dipeptidyl-peptidase activity. NCBI's taxonomy places the organism in Eukaryota, Metazoa, Chordata, Actinopteri, Scombriformes, Scombridae. Gene Ontology annotation, biological process: proteolysis. The transcript has 27 exons. The record is from RefSeq and is a predicted model, not a curated record. The coding region runs from base 497 to 3046 and encodes 849 amino acids.
UUGCAGCAGCUUGGACAACACGCACCGACUCUCAAUUACCCACUGACGAACGUAGGAAAAAGGGAGAUAUUCUGUCACUUUUUCUUUUUUUUUUUUAACAGAAAUAAAAACAUCUACUGCGCACCAGGAAAAAGCCUUCAUCUGGGGUGUUCAAACUCAUCUCCCUCCUCGCUUCACGUAUCGUUUUAUUCUGUUGGAUUUGCUGUUUUGUAUGCAAGGAGGGAGAGCCCGUCCGAUACACAUUUUCAACACCACAUCGAGGAGAGCCCCCGUUGUUUUCCCUUUUUUUUUUUUUUUAAUCAAUCCGUUAGGUUGUAAGCCCACCCACUUAUGAACUGGCUCACUACCCAAGGGUCUGGCUGGGAGCUGACAGAAGCUGUCCAAAAGUCUACAAAUUGAACCUUUCCAGAGCAGAUCUGAGCCGCGGAGCGAGAGAAAAAAUGAAGGAAAAGAGUCUGAUUGAGACAGCAAAAAUGCAAGGCAACGUUUUGUCGAAAUGGCGUCACUGUAUCAGAGAUUCACCGGCAAGAUCAACACAAACAAAUCCUUCCCUAACCCUCCAGAGGCGAGCCAUCUCCUCGGGCAAGGUGUCGAGGGGGAGAGGGCGGUGGAGAACCAGCGACCCCGGCUUCAGCAUCAGUACCGUCGGCACUCCGAGGACGAGGAUGAGCUGGUGGGCAGUAACCCUCCGCAGAGGAACUGGAAGGGAAUAGCGAUCGCCCUUCUUGUCAUUCUGGUCAUCUGCUCGCUGAUCGUCACCUCCGUCAUCCUGUUGACACCAGGUGAGGAUGACCGCCUGGCUCUUAAGGGCAAGGUGACUGUUGGAGACCUCUUUAGAAAAGACUUCAAGGUUCAUGACCCCAACGCCAAAUGGAUAAGCAGUAACGAGUUAUUGUACCGCAAUCGUGAAGGGGAUGUCGUUAAGUUCAAUGUCGACACCGAUGACAAGACCAUAUUGGUGCAUAACAAGAAGUUUGAAAUGUACAAAGCCAGCAAGUACGAGGUGUCUCCUGACAUGAAGCAUGUGCUGUUGGCCUACAACGUUGCACCGGUGUACCAGCAUUCAUACACGGCCUUCUACAUCAUCUGCAGUCUGGAGACUCCGGAGACGUGGAACCUGAACCCUCCAGAAGUGCGAAAUGCUCAGCUGCAAUACGCAGGCUGGGGACCUCAGGGUCAGCAACUGAUCUUCAUUUUUGAGAACAAUAUCUACUAUCGCUCUACGGUGGAGAGCCGCUCCAUUCGCCUGGUGUCCACUGGCAAGGAGGGCGUCAUCUUCAACGGGCUCAGUGAUUGGCUGUAUGAAGAGGAGAUUUUCCAGUCCCAUAUUGCCCACUGGUGGUCUCCAGAUGGUGCCAGGUUGGCAUACGCCACGAUCAACGACACCCUGGUGCCAAGGAUGGAGUUGCCCAUGUUCACAGGCACGCCCUACCCGAUAGGGAAAGAGUACCACUACCCUAAGGCUGGUGAGGAGAACCCAGUCAUCACUCUGUAUGUCGUGAACCUCAACGGUCCUCUUCACACCAUCGAGAUGAGGAGACCUGAUGAUCCCAGGAUAGGUGAGUACUACGUGACCAUGGUGAAAUGGGCCACCACUACUAAACUGGCCAUCAACUGGCUGAACAGAGCCCAGAACAUCUCUAUACUCACACUGUGUGAGGCCACAACGGGAGUCUGCACGAAGAAACAUGAGGAUGAAAGUGAAGGAUGGCUCCAUAGGCAGAAUGAGAGGCCUCUUUUUUCCAAAGAUGGACUGAAGCUGUUUUUCACCCGCGCCAUUCCUCAAGGAGGCAGGGGCAAGUUCUUCCACAUCUCCAUGUCCAUCUCCCAGCCCAACACCAGUACAGACACGCUGCAGUCCAUCACGUCUGGAGACUGGGAUGUCACCCAAGUCCUGGCCUACAAUGAGGACAGCCAGCUGAUAUACUUCUUGAGCACUGAAGAUGGUCCGAAGCGAAGGCAUCUGUACAGUGCGGACACAUUUGGUUCAUUCAACCGUCGCUGUCUGUCAUGUGCCUUGUCUGACAGCUGUGGCUACAUCAGCGGCUCUUUCAGCCAAAAUAUGAGCUACUUCUUGCUCAACUGCCAAGGCCCGGACAUCCCAUUUGUAUCCAUUUACAAGACACAGAGAGACGGAGAAAGUGAGACACAAGACAGAGAGAGUAUUGCAGAAGUAUAUAAACUGGAGAGCAAUGAGAACCUGAGGCUGACCCUGGACUCUAUGCAGAUGCCCAUUGUGGAGUACAAGGAGAUCAACAUGGAUGACUACACCUUAUCGAUGCAGAUCCUCAAACCCGCCGGCUUCAUGGACACAUCACACUACCCGCUGCUCCUGCUUGUCGAUGGGACACCUGGUGGCCAGAUGGUGUCGGAGCAGUUUCACAUGGACUGGGCCACGGUGCUGGUCAGCAGCUUCGGCGCCAUCGUGGUGCGAUGCGAUGGACGAGGCAGCGGCUUCCACGGCACCAACCUCCUGCACAGGAUCCAGAAGAAGCUGGGCGUGUUCGAGGAACAGGAUCAGAAGGAUGCAAUCAAUAUGAUUCUGAAAGAGCCCUACAUUGACAAAACCAGAGUUGGAGCUUUUGGAAAGGUGUACGGCGGCUAUGUGACCAGUUUGUUGCUCAGUGGGGAGGAAUCUCCUGUAAAAUGUGGUGCUGUCCUCUCACCCAUCACCGACUUUGAAUUAUAUGCCUCUGCUUUUUCAGAGAGAUAUCUCGGACUUCCCAAACCUGAUCCAAGGGCAUACACAAUGGCAAAUUUAGCACACAGAGCGUCUCAGUUCAUGGACAAGAAAUUUCUUAUUAUCCAUCCAACAGCUGAUGAAAAAGUCCAUUUCCAACAUACAGCGAAAUUCAUCGCCCAGCUUAUCAAUGAAAGGGCCAACUACACCUUACAGAUCUACCCAGAUGAAGGCCACUUCAUUCACAGCGAAGCAACAAGGCAGCACCUCAGCCAGUCCCUGGUGAACUUCUUCGAGGAAUGCUUCAGGCUACCUGAAAGAGUGUUUGAGGAGACACUGGAAGAAGAGAGUGAAGACGAGGGUUAGCUUGGCCUCGUUGGGCCCCCCCAAGUCCUUCCUGCCCAUCCAUCCGACCAACCGCCACUCCGUCCACAUGCCCCAAGCACAACACUGGUGUCCAGUCGUCCACGAUAUGCAACUGUCAUUUGUUCUUGCUCCAUUUGUUUUGGUUCGACUCACUGCAUUUGGACUCCCCGUGUCCGCAUGCUGAACCCUGAGACUGCCUUUCCAGCAGACGACAGAUCGACUCCUUUGCCCAUCCUCAUUCCUCAUCUUCUGCUCCGAGUUCCGAUCCAAAAGGCCCUCUAGAGAGCCAACAAAGACUGAUGACCUGACAUGAUGUUUUGGAAUAUACUGAUUGAUUUAACAGGAAGCUGUCUCCCGUACAGCAGGAUGGACCAGCUCCUCAACAGCAGUGGAGAGAAAGCAUCAGCUCUCACACAGACUAUCAAGCUGUAAGGAGAAGGAACACCUUAUAGCACAUAACUCGUGGGCUUGUAUAUUAAUGAAAAUCAGACGCCUGAUGAAAAACACUGGUCGGCAGUGUUCAUAAGGGGUGUCUGGAAUUGUGUGGAUACAGGAAAUGUUACUAUUUUUAAAGUUGUGAAGAACUUUUCAUGUUGGACUGUGGUUGUGUCGAUUGUUCUUACAGUAUGUAAAAUAGCACACAAACAUUCACUCGGCUAUUACGUAUACAUUUUUCCUUUGGUACAUAUGUUCGCCCUGAUGUUGGUUUCAUCUCGUUGCCUCGUUUUAUGUAUUUCAGUGAUGCUGACAGAAUUCUCCAACUGGCAAAAUGUUUGGAAGACGUAAGAAAAAUUGCCAUGGGUUUGUUAUUGUCCUUUUGAGACAAGUUUUAUCGUGACGCUUCAGUUUUAUCACGUCCUUCAAGAAAAAACAAAACAAAAGCAUUAACUUGUUUUAGUCACCUUACUGCCUUACUUUGUCAGAAAAAACAUCCUGCUGCGGGACUGCAUUUAUACACUUCAACAAGGCUAUCCAACUCUAUAAAUAUCAAGCUGCAGCUAGAAGCUGAUUAGUUUAACUUAGCAUAAAAUCUGUCCAAAUUUAAGAAAAUCUGCCUUCCACCACCUCUAAAAUUAUCACGUUAUGUGUCGUUUGUUUAAUACUUUCAAAAAAAAAGUGGAGAAAAAAAAAGACAAGUGGUGCUUUCACAGAGGGAUGUGUGCUGGAAUUUCUGGACGUCAGAUUUUCUUGCCUUUGAACAGAGCCAGGGUAGCUGUCCCCCCCCCUCCGCUUCUAGUCUGCACACUAAGCUAAGCUAAUGGCCAACUCCCAGCAACAAAGCAUAUAGGCAUACUUCCUAAAUCUCAAACUAUUCCUUAAAAUCUAUAGCUUGAAACAUCUUAUACAUCUUUCUAGCACAAGUAAAAAAAAAUUUAAAAAAAGAUAUUUUCAAAAGUUAACACUUGAUUUGGAAACUGUGAAUGGUUUUUAAAAAAUUCACUGAAAAAAAACUACUUUGGAAGUUCCAGCCCCUGCCCCCUUGUAUAACCAAUGACAUCAUUACACCAAGCUAAAAUGUACAGAAUCUGCAUGCAUAAUUGUUUAAAAGACAUUAUUGAAUGGUAAGUAAAGAAAAUUUAUA